AUGAACUCCAUCACCUUCAUCACCUCCAUCACCUCCAUCACCUCCAUCACCUCCAUCACCUCCAUCACCUCCAUCACCUCCAUCACCUCUGCCAUCACACUCACCACACCCACCACUUCAUCAACAAUGGAAACCGAGGUCUUGAAGAUUAUUGCAGGGCUCCGCGAAAGAGAUCACUUCACCGACUUGAUUGUCAGAUGUGAGAACAAGACUUUCAACGUUCACAAGAUCAUCGUUAGUGGCUGGUCGGAAUGGUUCAAGAUAGCUCUGACGAGCGGAUUCAAGGAGGGAAGCAGCGGCGAGAUCGCGCUCAUCGACGAUGAUGAAGAUGAUGUGUCCAACAUGAUCCACUUCUGCUACCACAUGCAAUACCCCGACAUGUAUGAAGGUAGUCUGACACUACAUGCGCGCAUGUUCGCCCUGGGCGAGAAGUAUUUGGUACCAGCUAUGCAGGCGUACGCCGUCUCGAAGUUCCGUACAUCGCUUGCUAGAAGCUUCAUCAUCGCCGACUUUGCUGGUGCUGUCAAAGAAUGCUAUACCAACUCGAUGGAUCCGAAGCGCCUCCUCAAGACCGUAGUGCUCGAGACAUCCGUUGGACGUGCUCGCGAGCUGUUCGUCUCGAAUGCCAGUGAUGCAGACUUCCGUCAGAUGGUCCACAAGUUGCCUGAGUAUACUGCGGAUGUCUUGCGCAAUGUCGUAAAUACAUACAAGUGCCCCACGCACAUCGAUUUCGAUGGACUGCCAUGCAGUGGGACGGUCGAAUUGGACGCCGAGACGAAAUGUGGGACAUGCUCGUGCUCUUACGCYCAGUACAAUACCGCAGCGUACAAGGAAUAUUGGCGGAGCCGUGCGAUUUAA
Ramularia collo-cygni is the source of this 858-nucleotide messenger RNA. RefSeq lists its product as uncharacterized. The record is from RefSeq and is a predicted model, not a curated record. The transcript has 3 exons. Lineage: Eukaryota; Fungi; Ascomycota; Dothideomycetes; Mycosphaerellales; Mycosphaerellaceae. Gene Ontology annotation, molecular function: protein binding. The coding region runs from base 1 to 858 and encodes 285 amino acids.